Molecule: messenger RNA, 9555 nt
Organism: Anas platyrhynchos (mallard)
Lineage: Eukaryota; Metazoa; Chordata; Aves; Anseriformes; Anatidae
Gene: KLHL1
Product: kelch like family member 1
Molecular function (GO): protein binding
Source: RefSeq, a predicted model, not a curated record
CUUCGGCACCAUGUCCGGCUCCGGCAGGAAAGACUUCGACGUGAAGCACAUCCUGCGCCUCCGCUGGAAACUGUUCAGCCACCCCUCGCCGGCGGGCGGCCCGGCGGGGGGAGGCUGCCUGCCGCCCGACAGCAGCUUCGAGCACUGGGGGCCGAGCCAGAGCCGCCUGCUGAAGAGCCAGGAGAGGGGCAGCAGCGCCUUCUGGAAGAAAUCCCCCUCCUCAACCUCUUCCACCGCCGCCGGGCCGCCCAACGGGACGCCGCGGCCGGGCGGGGGGCACGGGCCGGGGCCGGGUCCUCCUCCUCCACCGCCCCGCACCGUCUUCUACGUGGAGUCCCUGGAGGAGGAAGAGGAGGAGGAGGCGGAGGCGGCGCCCGGCGGGAUGGAGGUCGCCCGGGAGCCCGAGAAGCCCCCGGCGCCGGCCGAGCGGGAGGAGGCGCCGGGGAGAUGCGCGGAUGGCGGCAGCCGGGCAACAGGUGACGGAGGAGGGCGCAGACUGUCAGCAGCCAGCCAUCCCCUGUCACCUCACUGUGACAUGGAUUCGAGUAGUUCUGAGGAAUUCUACCAGGCUGUUCACCAUGCUGAGCAAACCUUCAGAAAGAUGGAGAGCUACCUGAAGCAACAGCAGCUCUGUGACGUUAUUCUGAUUGCUGGGAAUCGCAAGAUACCUGCACACAGACUUGUCCUCAGUUCUGUCUCUGACUACUUUGCUGCCAUGUUCACAAGUGAUGUUUGUGAAGCCAAGCAAGAAGAGAUCAAAAUGGAAGGCAUAGACCCCAAUGCACUGUGGGAUCUUGUUCAGUUUGCGUAUACAGGCUGCCUGGAGCUGAAAGAGGACACUAUUGAAAAUCUUCUGGCAGCUGCCUGCCUCCUCCAACUCCCCCAGGUAGUAGAGGUUUGCUGCCAUUUUCUAAUGAAGCUUUUGCACCCAUCCAACUGUUUGGGAAUACGAGCAUUUGCUGAUGCACAAGGAUGCACAGAGCUAAUGAAGGUGGCUCACAACUACACAAUGGAGAAUAUAAUGGAAGUUAUAAGAAAUCAAGAAUUUUUACUUCUACCAGCUGAAGAACUUCAUAAACUUCUUGCUAGCGAUGAUGUGAAUGUUCCUGAUGAAGAGACCAUUUUCCAUGCCUUAAUGAUGUGGGUGAAGUAUGAUAUGCAGAGGCGAUGCAGUGACCUAAGUAUGCUGCUUGCUUAUGUAAGAUUACCACUGCUUCCACCUCAGAUACUGGCUGACCUAGAAAACCAUGCACUUUUUAAGGAUGACCUAGAAUGCCAGAAGCUUAUUCUGGAAGCCAUGAAAUACCAUCUUUUACCAGAGAGAAGAACUCUCAUGCAAAGUCCAAGAACGAAACCUAGAAAAUCUACAGUUGGCACACUUUAUGCUGUUGGAGGAAUGGAUAACAACAAAGGUGCUACAACUAUUGAAAAAUAUGAUCUCAGAACAAAUAUAUGGAUCCAGGCUGGAGUGAUGAAUGGCAGGAGGCUUCAGUUUGGUGUUGCUGUCAUUGAUGACAAGCUGUUUGUCAUUGGAGGCCGGGAUGGUUUAAAGACGUUAAACACCGUCGAAUGUUACAAUCCAAAGACAAAGGCUUGGACUGUGUUACCACCAAUGUCAACACAUAGGCAUGGUUUAGGAGUUACAGUUCUUGAAGGGCCUAUUUAUGCAGUAGGAGGCCAUGAUGGUUGGAGCUAUUUGAAUACAGUUGAGAGGUGGGACCCUCAAAGUCAGCAGUGGACAUUUGUGGCAAGUAUGUCAAUUGCCAGAAGCACUGUUGGAGUAGCAGCGUUAAAUGGCAAGUUAUAUUCAGUUGGAGGUCGGGAUGGAAGUUCAUGUUUGAGUUCAAUGGAAUACUAUGACCCUCACACAAAUAAAUGGAAUAUGUGUGCUCCAAUGUGUAAGAGAAGAGGAGGUGUAGGAGUGGCUACAUGUGAUGGAUUUCUUUAUGCAGUUGGAGGUCAUGAUGCUCCUGCUUCUAACCACUGCUCCCGACUGCUGGACUAUGUAGAAAGAUAUGAUCCAAAAACAGAUACAUGGACAAUGGUGGCUCCACUGAGUAUGCCUCGAGAUGCUGUUGGUGUCUGUCUACUUGGUGACAAAUUAUAUGCAGUAGGUGGAUAUGAUGGUCAAACAUACCUGAACACUAUGGAAGCCUAUGACCCUCAAACUAAUGAAUGGAUGCAGAUGGCUUCCCUAAAUAUUGGAAGAGCUGGUGCCUGUGUUGUAGUCAUCAAGCAACCAUGACUUUGUGAGCACUGCUUAGGAUUUUACUAACUGUGAAAUGAUUAUUUUUCUAUCAGACAACAAGAAUGAUAACGUCAUGAGAACAAGGAUUUACACAUUGAAAGCUCUGUUGAUCACAGACAUGAAGAAGUUUGAAAGUGAGGAAGAUUAAGGAUUUAUGCCCUAUAAAAUCACAAAUACUAUUUAUAUUCUGAGAAGAAGAAAAAAAAAUCAGACUGUCGUAGGUGUAAAUACACAAGCGUGCAGUAGUAAGUUCUGUACUGUUCUCACAAAUGUGUCUUGGAGAACUGGAUAAUCAAUACCAUCAAGGGACAGCUCUAGACAAGAAGCAGGAGGAAAUACAUGGACAGUUUUCAUGGCUGAAACAGUUUUAACAGCAGAAACAUCAAAGUACAUCUAAUCACUUUUAAACUGUGUUUUUGAAAGAGAAAAGUAGAUAAUAUAAUAUUUCAUGUCUUUUCUUCAAGUGGGUUAUGGCCUUCUCAUCUACACCGUUAUGUAAAAAUUAGUUCUUACUAAAGAUAAAAAAACUAGAUAUUCAACAUUCGUUCAUAAUGAUUAAGCUGUUGCUCUACAGUAGGAAGAAAAAAGAAAAAAAGAAAAAUACUCCAAGAUGACUUUUUUUUUUUUUUAAGUUCAGAUUGUACCUCUUAUAAGUGAGUCUACUGAACGGGAAGCCAGAGUGUUUAAUCUGAUUACACACAAAUCAAGUCUUCGGCUGUCACAGAGCUUUAUUGAAAAAGUGGGGGUCAAAAGGGCAGUUUCCUAACUUUUAAUUACUUUUAUAUUCAUUUUAAGCAUGUGGGCUCUAAUCUUAUUGUUUAAUGCAUCUUCUGCAUGUUAGAAACUCAUGAAGGAAUGGAAAACUGCUACUGUUCCUACAUUGCCUCAUGUAACAUGUCAGGCAUGACCAGAAGACUAUACAGCCUCUUCUAGUUUAAAAUGACAGGUCCUCAUCACAUUUCAAAAGAGAUAAAAAAAUACAACAUUUUAUUUCUUUCUGACACUCAUACACAAUGCUGCCUGAUGAAAGUGGCUAAUUUAUCACUUUUCACUUUCCACUGAGAAUAACUACAAAUAGGGAAUUGAGAAUAUAUGCAAAUGGAAUAAGGCAAAAUUAUACCAUCCAAUCUAAUAAACUUCAUAGAGUAAAUAUACUAAUGUCAUCUGUGCUUCCCUUUAUGGUUGAUCAUUUCUGGCAGCAAUGAUUCUUUGAGCUUUUGCCUUGACAGUAGGUUUAACAUUGGCAUUUUCUAUCUGCUCAGCUGAAUCAGUUUAAAUGAAAUUAUGCUAUUCUGGGAGGCACAAAAUCUGGGAAUAGGACUACCAAGUACUCCUCUUCUUUAAAGCCUUGCUCAUACAUUAGAAAACAUUUCGUAGUCAAAAUGUGCAAAUCUCAUUGUCCUCUGUCUAUCAAUUUUGGGAACGAACUGCUGUUACAAUUUUUCCUAGUGGAAAACUUUGAAGCCAGUUGAGAUGGAAAAAUAUAUACAGACUCCUACUUUGGACAUUUGAUUUGAAGAUAUAUCUGUCCUUUUAACAGCAUUAACUUGCGUAGAGAUCUUUGUUUCCUGACACAAACUGAACAUCAGUUCUGAAGCCUAAGUAAUCCAAUUUAAAUCUUUUAAUAUAGUUCUCUGUACUAAUUAGAAAUCAGAUGUAAAUUCUUUAAUGUUGUUUUUCCACAACCUGUUGGCUUUUGAAUUACAAAUUUAGUGUUCUUCAGACAAACAUGUCAAUUUUCUCCCCAUUGUAACACCUUGUUUAAUAACGUUGCCUCUUUACAAAUUUUGCUUCUCAUAAACAUAACCUUCUGAGACCAAACCAUGAAGCUUCUAGAAUUAUAAUUGCAAUUAAAUGUAGACAUUAGUAUGCCGUUCUCCUACACAGAUACCUAAUUAACUUAAAAAUUUAAUUUUAAUCCUAUUCCCACAACUUUCUUUUGAUUACAUUAUAUUCAUACACAAUACGAAUAUGCUUUCUCUACACAUAUACUGACCUUCAAAAAAGAAUUCUAAUAGUUGCAAUCUAUGAUAGAUAUUUUUUCUCUUCUUUGAUCAUUUUUAUUCUGUUUACAGUUUUUUCUCCCAAUAUUCAUAUGCCCAUUUUCAAUUUUCCUUUAUUCUUUUUCUGAAAUGUAACAUUAUUCUCAUGUGAAGUUUUUUAGAUUAGUCCACUUCUAUUAUCUGAAAUAAUGCUGAAAUGAUAAAAUUAAUAAUUUAUUAUUUAAAUCUAGAUAGAAUAAGAUCAAAAUUUGACUUUCAGGUCCUUUUUAUAGGCCCUUAUGUAGUCGACUUUCUCCUAAAGAGAAUUUAGGGAGAAGUGGUUUUUGUUGUUGUUUGUUUGGUGUUUGUUUGUUUGUUCUUUUUUGUUUGUUUGUUUGAUAAUUUUUUCUUGCCAUUGUGCUUACUCUGCUCUUAUUAAAACAACAAUAUUUUUACCUGUGACUCCCAAGGGAGUCCCCUUGUGACUUAAAUCAGAACAGUAUAAAACCUUAAUCUUGGAUUAUGUGACCAACAAGAUACCUUUUUUAUGUACACAUUAAAAUCAGUUGUGAUACACUGUCUUUUGCUAAAUGGUAUUACAUAUGCAGGAAAAGCAUAUGUAAUGUCUUUUCAAAUGCUGGAUUGUCUCAUCUAGCUUGGUACUUUGCUCUCAGAUGAACCCUUUAAUUUCAGUGUGAAAAAUACAACAAAAUCAGAUCUCCAACAGAAAUUAAUUGCAGUGAAAUCAAUAAUUAAAUUCCUCAAAAUGCUUCAAAAUGCUUCUUGGAAAUUUUAUGGUUUAAUGUUCUAAGUAUAUUCUAAAAUGUUAUUAUUUUCUCUUGCUUUUCAAUUUUAUUCAUUGUAGCAUGCUUUAAUUUCUAGAAAGUCAGCUAGCUUUAUCAUGCUGUCUUCAUUUUGCAUUAGCUUGUUUUUAUACACAGGGAUUAUAUCCAUUUUUUUCAUACUGUUCAUACUGCCCAAUCUCAAAUAUGAACAUCUUUAUAUUAAUCAAACAUACGUUAAAAUAAGGUCCUGAGUGGCUGCUGAGAAGUCUUAUAUUUCUUUGUUCUUCGUGUCUAAAAAUCCUUUUCCUUUAUUUAUUUAUUUUUUAAUUAUUUAUUAGAUAUUUAUUAUUUUCCUCCUUACUACUACUGGUUUUGAGACAGAAGGGAGGUCAAAGACCUGAAAUACUUUCUAGCUUUGGUUGAGUCUGUUUUUAUAUGAAGAGAUAGAAAACAAUAUUGAGAGAAGGUAUGUCAGAGGAUUUGUAUUUAAAAGACAGCUACAAAAGAUGAUACUGUAAGCUUUGAAAUGUUUGCAGAAACAAUACCUAUAUAUAUAUACAUCUCUCUCUUUAUAUAUAUACACAUAUAUGUGGGUUUCACAAAAGAGGGAAUAAGCUGUGGUCAUGUCAUUAAUGUUAAUUAAUAUAUUAUUUAAAUCAUAGAAGAAAUUUUAUUUUUGCAUGGUUUUGAUUGACUGUUAAGCUAAACAAAAUCAAGGAAAAAUACAAUAAUGUUAUCCCUGUUAUCAAUUAGUCUUCCUGAUUUACUUAGUCUCAAAAUUAUAGAUAGUUGAAUUCCAAUAAUAUAAUUUUUCUAGAAAGCCUAGAAUAUAAUUAUCUAAAUGUUUCCUAGCAAAUCAUCAAGCAAAAUAAGUAAGUCUAUUUUCAUGACUUCGAGAACACUAUUUUUUUGUUUGUUUGUUUGUUAUCAAUAUAGCAAUGCUAAAGAAAUAUUUUGCAGAAGAAAAACUAAUAUUGUGAUCCUCUAUUGCUUAUAGAACUAUAUGACCUUGCAGUUUUGGACCUUUCAUUUAAGUUUUUAUUUUUGACAGUGGUGGAUGCUAGAUGUAAAAACAGAAAGAAAAAGAAAAAAAAUAAUUAAAUAAUUUAGCAGUCAUUACUUUGAGGACCUCUCAUUACGGGGUAUUUGAGGUUCAAUUUUCUUGCAGAUUUGCGCAUUGGAAUCAAAGUGACAAGCAAGGCAAUAAAAAUGUAUGCAGGGAGCAAUAUUUUGAACUUACUUUUAAUCAUAAAUAUGUGAUUCAUAUCUGUUUCUAUGUUCUUAUGAUCAAAAGACUAAUAUAAUUUAAAAGCAAAAGUAAACCUAACAAAUAAAACAACAACAGUGUUUUUCAUUCAAGAUAGACAUAUAAACAUAUAUGAAGUCUGUCAAAUAAUUAAAGCACUUCAAGGAGGUUUUAAGGAUGUUACCCAUCUCAUAAUGUUACUUUGAUAAGCUAGCAUUAAUUGACAUAAGGGAACCAUUAUGACAGAGUCCAAAAAAGUUAUUUUCUUGAGCAUCAUUCUAUUCUACAGAGAACUGACAUUAAAUGGUCAUUACUUAUAGCAGUGUUCAUGUUAAAAUGCAUCUAGAAACUGCUAUAUUCAUUAUUUAGAUUGUUCUAUAUAUUUAGAAGGUCCAAACAGAUAUGUAUAUAUAGACAAGUCCAAAUGUCUUCAGUAAAAAUAACUCACAAAUGAGUUUGAACUUACUCAAAUUUAAUGGCUCAGAACUUGAUGUCCAUGAAGUAGAGGCACUGUGCACUCUGAUUACCAUGAAGUACAGGUUAUCCAUAACAGAUUUCACACCUAUUAGGGUGUUCACAAUGGACUGAGCAUAAUAAAAUAUACUCUGUUAUCUGAGAUUUUGCAUGAAGUAUUUCAUUGUGAAUAAAUAGAGAAGACAUUUCUGUAAAGGCUUAAAAAAAAGCUCUUGUAACUAUUAUCAAAUGGCAGUAUUAACAUUACAUGAGUAAUUCUGUAAUAUAGUAAGAAAUUUAGACAUUUGACUCUGCAUAUAUGGGAUUUCAUGAUACCUGAACUAUUUACCUAUAUCAAAUUCACAUCUUGUAAGAGGAUGUUUUUGUUGUUGUUGUUUAAUUUUUAAUUAUUUUUAUUUAUUUGUGUGUGUGUGUGUUUGUGUGUUCAAAAUCCACCUGCACUUUGGCCGUAUGUACAAUAAAUAACUGUUCCUACUUUCUUACUCUUAUCCCUUCCCCACCCCUCAUUUAUUUUAUGCUACAGAGGCUUUCUACUAUUAAGAGCAUUUUCCCACAGAAUUGUUUCUGAUGAAAGCAGCAAGUAUAACAGUACAGCAUACGGGUAAUCAAUUCUUCACCACUCUAUAUGCAAAGAAGUGGAUGUACAUGACAUUACAAAGAACAGCUUAUUUUUCUUUUCCAAAGUAAAACUUCUUCGAUAUAUCUUCAGUGUUCUAAAAAUCUAUAUAUUUAAAUGCAAAUGUGAGUUUUAUAAAAAUGUAAACACUUUUAUUAGAGAGCUUCCAAAUAUUGAGAAAUGACUCCAACUUCAAAACUUUAAAAUGCUGCAUUUUUAUUCAUGCAUAAUUCAUGCUCCCAGUGCUAGCAUCCGCAUUUCUUACAGGUGUUCAUGUUUAUGAAUGUGUCUCAUUGUCUCCAGAUUUCUUCCAAUCCAAAGUGCAUCUCCAGUUGAGUUAAUAAAAUAUCAAAUGCACUAUUUACAACUCACCUUUGAAACUUUUUUAUGGCAUGCAAAAAUCAGAAAUCAAGAACAUGGACUGCUCACAGAGCAGUUUUCCAACCUUGCAAGAAGUUUGAUUCAAAUUUUCUACCACAUAUAGCAUCCAGUGUUAUAAGGGUGAUAUUUAUCAAAACAUCAGAAUAUAAAAUACUGUGAGAAGGAUAAUGCAGUAGAAUAUCAGUAUCUAAGAAAUGUGAAAAGAGUAUUGGGGAAAUAGAUUUUUUUGCUACUUGCAAGAAGACAUUCCCUGGAAAUGUAAUGUUAUUUCCAACAGAAGCAAUUUGACUUUAGGUAAAUAACUUUGCAACCACUCUAAUGGCUCAUAAAUUAAAAUACUAUUUGAAAGCAGUCAUUUCUUAUAUUUCUUUUUAUAAAAUAGGGACUUGCAUUUGUACAUUCACCAUAAGAUAAGAAAAAAUGUUAUUUAUCCCAAAGUAAUAUUUAAAAUCUCACUAUUGAAAACAACAACUCAACUAUAUCUUAGAGCUCAGCAACUAGUUAUAUACUUUAAAUUCUAAGAAUAUUAAAUUUUUGGAUAUCUACUGUACCAAGUAGAUAUACAUAUACUAAGUAAUAUGGACUCAGUGACAACCCAGAAGAUAAUCCCAAUAUUUAACAGUAACUUCAAAAAUAUUUAUGUUUAAAAAUAGAUAUCCAUGCAAUAUAUCUGUUCUAACUUAAAUCAGAAUGCAUAAAAUAUCCAGCAGAAUAAUUAUUCUUCAGCCUUAUUGUAAAUCCAGUAUAAAGCUUCUCAUAUUGACAUAACCUUACAUUUCAUUGCAAAUUCCCUCAUUAUAUUUCUGCUUCAUAGUUCGUGGGGAUUAGUGGCAGUUAGGGGCAGAGAGACUGCUCAAAAUCCUUAAAUCAGCAAAACCUUUAUUUCCAUAUGUGCUGGACUGCAACUCCUGGAAACUGAACCAUAAUAAAAAUUACUAGCAAAGGUAAGAAAUACAGUGGUUGGAAAAAAUGUAGCUUGUAAACACUGGCUAUUCACAGCUUCCCCUUGGGGGGCUAUGGAGCUGCCAAAUCGUUUUCAAACACUUAAAGGAUUUGAAAAGCAGUUAAAGCUUUUCAACUAGCUAUAAACAACUUCUACUUCUGUCACUCCAUAUUUUCCCAGGUUUUUCCUUGAUCAUUACAUGAUGCUUCAAAACAAAACAAUCUGUUUCUGUAGAAGUCUAGUAGUCUAGUACUCUUUAGAAUUGUGUCUAUAAACCAGGAUCAUAUUCAAUCUUUUUGGAUGGCUUGUAUUUAAAGUCCCUACUACCCUUAUUGAAGUAUUUCUAAUAUAGAAGCUGUCCCCUACAAAAAUCAGUGGAGAGCUUUUGAAGGCUCCCAUACGGAGAUCUUGUUCAGAUAAUAAGAUAUUUAAAUUAAGUAGAUGAGCAUGUAGUUUUGUUAUUCCCGUAUAGGAACAUCCACACAAUGCUAGCAGAUAUGACACAGCUGAAAUUUUGAAGUGGCAACUGAAGUUCAAAUGGGAAGCCCUAAAAAAUCCUAGAUAACAUUAGGUGCUUAUGUAUAGGUAACUCACACGAAUUCAUGAUUCCUUAUACAUACGCACUCAGUGCCAGUAGCUGGUACUGUAAAUCACCUAGCAUUUGUAAACCACCUGCAUAAGAAAGGCUGAAUGUAUUACUUUAGUUGCUUAAGACUGAAACCGUGACUUUCAGGUGAGUGUCACAUAUAAUGAACAUAAAUAUGAGAGUACAAUUAAUAUAAUUAAUACUGGUAUGAUGUGUAUAAGUAUGGAAGAUGCUAACUUGAAGACAGUCCUUUUACCCUAAAAACUUGAUUUUAUUCAGAAAAACAAAACAAAA